Molecule: messenger RNA, 456 nt
Organism: Plasmodium vinckei vinckei
Lineage: Eukaryota; Apicomplexa; Aconoidasida; Haemosporida; Plasmodiidae
Product: conserved protein, unknown function
Exons: 1
Coding region: 1-456 (151 amino acids)
Source: RefSeq, a predicted model, not a curated record
AUGUCAAAAAAAAAAAAGAAUUCAAAAAAUAAAAAUGUUUCGAAAUAUUUUGAUCCAAAAAUUAUUACAAUCAUCUUGCUACUUUCUUGUUACUUUUGUUACCAUAUAUUUGGCAGUGCGUAUAUAAUAAUUGUUUUAAUUCUUAUCAUAUUUCUAAAUCUAGAUUAUAGUAAAACUACAAAUGGCCAAUCCAUAAGUGCUUACUCGAUAUUCAACAAAGAUAAAAGAUAUUUAAUUGGUGACUUACGAAUGAAUCAAAUUGAAAAUGAAUUGAGACAUACCAAACCUACUACUUAUGAUGAUAGUGACAACUUUUUAAGAUACGACGAUAUUCAAAGAAACAAUAUAUAUAUAAAAGGAAAUUCUAAGUAUAACAAUAAAUUAUGUACUUGUGGGUCUAAUAAAAAAUUUAAAAAAUGUUGUGGCCGAAUAAAGAAUGACUCAUCCGACUAUUGA